AGUUAGAUAACAAUAUCACUGAUAACAUACGACCCCGUCAGUCGUUAUUCAACUGUCAAACUGGAACAGCGUGAGCUGCUAAUUUAAUCUUUCUUACUAACAUUAAACGAAGCAAUGAAGAUCGGUUUUAUCGGAGGCGGCAGAUUAGCGUUUGCAUUGGCAAAUGGAUUCAUAUCUGCAGGUUUAGCGAAGCCGGAUGAAAUAACAGCCAGCUGUCAUCCUUCAGACACAACCAGUGCUGAUGCAUUUAAGGGUUUAGGAGCUACGGCUUUCUUUGAAAACAAACCUGUCGUGGAGCGGUCAGAAGUCGUGAUAGUUUCCGUGAAACCUGACAUCGUGGUACCAGCACUCCGGGAGAUAAAAGAUUUACCCGCUUCGAAAAACAAACUAUUCAUAUCUGUAGCUAUGGGCGUCUCGACUACUACAAUUGAAAAGACACUGCCAUCAGAAGCCCGUGUAAUCCGAGUGAUGCCAAACACACCAGCGCUAGUUAAGGAGGGUGCGGCGGCGCUGAGCCGUGGCUCCCGGGCGACGGCUGACGACGCUCAGCUGACCGCGAAGCUGUUCCGCGCAGUCGGCACCUGUGAUGAAGUGCCAGAGUACCAAAUGGACGCUGUCACAGCGCUGAGUGGUAGCGGACCAGCGUAUGUGUACAUGCUAAUAGAAUCUCUAGCGGAUGGUGGUGUACGUUGCGGCUUGCCUAGAGAUCUGGCACUGAGACUGGCUGCUCAGACGACACUGGGUGCAGCGGCCAUGCUUCGUAAUGGCGGACAUCCUGCUCCUAUGAAGGACAACGUCACGAGUCCAGGAGGCUCGACCGCGGAAGGGACAUAUCAUCUUGAACAGAACGGUUUCAGAUCUGCUGUAAUUGGUGCGGUAAUGGCAGCUACAAAUAGAUGUAAAGUAGUAAAUCAACAACUGAAUAAUUAGAUUUAAGGAACUAUACUUUGUUAAUUAAUAAAAGAAAUAACAAGUA
Messenger RNA from Papilio polytes (common Mormon), 976 nucleotides. Its product is annotated as pyrroline-5-carboxylate reductase-like. Bases 115 to 930 code for a protein of 271 amino acids. Gene Ontology annotation, molecular function: pyrroline-5-carboxylate reductase activity. NCBI's taxonomy places the organism in Eukaryota, Metazoa, Arthropoda, Insecta, Lepidoptera, Papilionidae. The record is from RefSeq and is a predicted model, not a curated record. Gene Ontology annotation, biological process: L-proline biosynthetic process. The transcript has 7 exons.